GUAGUUAUUUGAUGCAAGUUGCCUCUCUCUCUCUCAUGCAUACGGACAUGCAAAUGCAUACAUGCAUGAAUUGUUGCCUUUUAGUUAUUGUGGCAUGGUUCUGGUCCCCUUGAUGCUUGCUUACCAUUUCAGAUUAAGCAUGACCUUGCUGAUGCUGACUACAAAAGAUAGUUUCUAAACUUUUACAUCUAUGAUGAUUUUCAAAGAAUCCUGUUUUAGUUCUUGAGCAUUUUGUUGUCACUUCUUGUCAGAUUGAACUUUAUUUUUUCUAUGACAAUUUUUCACUUUGUGUGCAUGUGCAGUGUGGAUGGUGGAAGACCAAGUAGUGCAAGUAUCUUUGUUGGUGGCUUUGUCUUGGGUGGAAUUGUUGUUGGAGCACUAGGUUGUAUAUAUGCACCCCAGAUCAGCAAGGCACUGGCAGGAGCAGACAGGAAAGAUUUGAUGAAAAAGCUGUCAAAAUUCAUAUGUGAUGAAGAGAAAGCCUUGGAGAGAACACGCAAAAUCCUGACUGAGAAGAUCGCGCAGCUAAACUCUGCCAUAGAUGAUGUCUCUUCACAGCUCCGUGCUGAUGAUACCCCAAAUGGAACUGCUGUAAGCCCGGAUGAACUUCAGGCUUCCAUAUGACAAAUUGUUCAAAAGAUAUCCUGAAGUUGUUUAUAGAUGAGAAAUGUUUGAAACAAAUCCUUUAAAUUUUCACUAGUAAACUAAGGGCUCAAGGUGGGGCCCUUAUGUAUUGUGUCGAAUGUUAAUGAUUCAGUUAAUUUGAAUGAUGCUUUAAAAUUA
Camellia sinensis is the source of this 783-nucleotide messenger RNA. NCBI's taxonomy places the organism in Eukaryota, Viridiplantae, Streptophyta, Magnoliopsida, Ericales, Theaceae. The record is from RefSeq and is a predicted model, not a curated record.